Molecule: messenger RNA, 1563 nt
Organism: Pediculus humanus corporis (human body louse)
Lineage: Eukaryota; Metazoa; Arthropoda; Insecta; Psocodea; Pediculidae
Product: cytochrome P450, putative
Exons: 7
Coding region: 1-1563 (520 amino acids)
Molecular function (GO): heme binding; oxidoreductase activity, acting on paired donors, with incorporation or reduction of molecular oxygen; iron ion binding
Source: RefSeq, a predicted model, not a curated record
AUGUUGUUUACGUGGUUAAGACUGAGUUGGACUCCAUUAGAUAUUAUUUUUCUUGUUGCAUUUGUCAUUUUGCUCGCAUUGACAGAAUAUCGACCAAUAUGGCUGAGAGUUAAAAAAAAAAAGAAAAGAACAACAGUUGGCAAUAAAUUGACUUUCAAGGACAUACCUGGCCCGAGACCCAGUUUACCCAUUUUGGGUACGCGUUGGAUAUUUUCUUCAAUCGGACCGUAUAAAUUAAAUAAAAUACACGAAGCGUAUAAGCACAUGUUCGAAGAAUAUGGUAAAGUGGUGAAAGAGGAAACUCUUUGGAAUCAUCCGGUGGUCAACAUAAUGGACAAGAAGUCCAUUGAAGAAGUGCUCAUGCAUCACAGUAAAUAUCCAUUGAGACCACCGACGGAAGUAACCGUUUACUACAGAAAAAGUAGACCCGAUCGUUAUACAAAUCUCGGAAUAAUUAACGAGCAAGGAGAAAUCUGGCACAACCUUCGUAGCGUGCUCACGGCGGAAUUGACAAGCACCAAAACGGUGAUGAGAUUUCUUCCAGAACAAAACGCGGUCACUGACGAUUUCAUAUCCUUGUUGAAAACGACGAGAAACGAUAAUAACGAAGUUCAUUCCUUUGAGGAAUUCACGAACAGAAUGGGUCUGGAAAUAACGUGCACGCUCAUACUGGGAAGGAGAAUGGGUUUCCUGGACGACGAAGUCGACGAAUUGGCGGAAAAAUUAGCCGCCGCGGUCAAAGUUCAUUUUUGCGCGUCUCGCGACACUUUCUACGGAUUGCCAUUUUGGAAAGCUUUCCCAACAAAAUCCUACAAACAAUUUGUCGAAAGCGAAGAAGUCAUUUACGAAAUAAUAUCGGAUUUGGUGGAAAAAUCUAGAAAAGAAGAAAACGACACGUGUCAAACAAACGAUGUACAAAGCGUUUUUGUAUCUAUAUUAAAAGCAAAAGGAUUGGACGAAAGAGAUAAAAAAGCUGCCAUUAUUGAUUUCAUAGCCGCAGGAAUAAGAACGUUUGGUAACACUUUGGUAUUUUUGAUGUACCUCAUUGCCAAGCAUAAAAACGUACAAGAACAACUUCACGAAGAAGUAUCGAGAUUGGUGUUGAGACGAAGCACCGUCACGCCGGACGCAUUGAAAAACGCAUCUUAUUUAAGGGCUUGCAUAACGGAAGCUUUUCGAGUACUACCCACGGCCCCCUGCAUAGCGAGAAUAUUAGAAAGUGAUAUGGACGUGUGCGGGUAUCAUUUGAAACCGGGAACGGUUGUUUUGUGUCACACGUGGAUGGCGUGCAUGCAAGAAGUUAAUUUCGAAAGCGCGGGACAUUUCAAACCGGAACGAUGGCUCGCGGAAGGUUCGAAAAGGAGUAAUUAUUUGGUCGCACCGUUCGGAAGCGGACGACGAAUGUGUCCCGGUAAAAGAUUCAUGGAACAGGAAUUGCAAAUUGUUCUUGCCAAGAUCGUGUUGGAAUUUCAUUUGGAAUUCGAUGGAGAUUUGGAACUCAUGUUUGAAUUUUUACUAGCUCCCAAAGGUCCCGUCAAGUUAAAACUGAUAGACAGAGAAUAA